Eptesicus fuscus (big brown bat) is the source of this 1191-nucleotide messenger RNA. It is a transcript of the gene SPRED3, whose product is annotated as sprouty related EVH1 domain containing 3. Gene Ontology annotation, molecular function: protein kinase binding. The record is from RefSeq and is a predicted model, not a curated record. The transcript is spliced from 5 exons. Gene Ontology annotation, biological process: negative regulation of MAPK cascade; multicellular organism development. Bases 1 to 1191 code for a protein of 396 amino acids. Lineage: Eukaryota; Metazoa; Chordata; Mammalia; Chiroptera; Vespertilionidae. Gene Ontology annotation, cellular component: membrane.
AUGGUUCGGGUCCGAGCUGUGGUGAUGGCCCGAGAUGACUCCAGUGGGGGCUGGCUGCCUGUGGGGGGCGGGGGCCUCAGCCAGGUGAGCUUAUGUCGGGUCCAAGGGGCCAGGCCCGAGGGGGGGGCCCGCCAGGGGCACUACGUCAUCCACGGGGAGCGACUCCGGGACCAGAAAACCACCUUGGAGUGUACGCUGAGGCCAGGCUUGGUUUACAACAAGGUGAACCCCAUCUUCCAUCACUGGAGCUUGGGUGACUGCAAGUUUGGGCUGACGUUUCAGAGUCCUGCAGAAGCUGAUGAGUUCCAGAGGAGCCUGCUGGCAGCACUGGCGGCACUGGGUCAAGGCUCACUCACUCCCUCCUCCUCUUCUUCCUCCUCCCCUUCCCAGGACACUGCAGAGACCCCCUGCCCUCUGACGUCCCACGUGGACAGCGACUCCUCCUCCAGUCACAGCCGCCAGGAGACCCCUCCCACCACCGCUGCAGCGGCCCCCCAGGUCACCGAGGAGUCAGCUUCCAGCUUCGGGCCAGCCACGCCCCCCCAGCACCGCUGCUCCUCCACUCAGAGCUAUCCUCCGCUCCUACCGUUCACAGGAUUUCCGGAGCCCUCAGAGCCCCUGGCCGGGGCAGCGGGGCUGGGCUGGGGCAGCCGCGGUUAUGAGGAUUACAGGCGCACCGGCCUGCCCUCGCCCCUCACCCUGUCCACCUGCGUGGUUCGCUUUGCCAAGACUGGCGCGUUGAGGGGUGCAGCCCUGGGGCCCCCAGCCGCCCUACCUGCUCCUCUCCCAGAGGCGGGACCUCCCGCACCAGCCAAGGCCUCCCCGGAGGCGGAGGAGGCGGCACGCUGCGUGCACUGCCGCGCGCUCUUCCGCCGCAGAGCCGAUGGGCGCGGUGGCCGCUGUGCGGAGGCCCCGGACCCGGGUCACCUGCUGGUGCGCCGUCUCAGCUGCCUGUGGUGUGCGGAGAGCUUGCUCUACCACUGCCUGUCGGAUGCCGAAGGCGACUUCUCGGACCCGUGUGCCUGCGAGCCGGGCCACCCACGCCCUGCUGCGCGCUGGGCCGCGCUGGCCGCACUCUCCCUGGCCGUGCCCUGCCUCUGCUGCUACGCGCCCCUGCGCGCCUGCCACUGGGUUGCAGCACGAUGUGGCUGCGCGGGCUGCGGAGGUCGCCACGAGGAGGCCGUGCGGUGA